GGCGGGGAAAAUACAACAUGGCGGCGCCCAGAGAUCGCAGGUGACUGAAAUCUGUUAAUAUUUGUCAUUUGUUAUUACCGUAUAUAAUUGUCGUUUUUUUCAAUUUAUUUUCAUAAAUAUAUACUUAGAUGCCAAACUGAGAGUAUUAUUUAAGCGUGUAUAAUUAAAUAGGAUUAUUGUAACAUUGUCCGCCGUAAUGACAACUUGUUGAUGCAGGAAACUAUCUUCAUAGGUGACCCUGAUAGUUGAUGAUGAUAAAUACAUAUGGUUAUUUUCCUGUCUUAAUCACCAUUCUUAACCUGGGAGUUAUCGUUUCCCAGAAUUGUGGUAAUCAGCAAUGCACGGAGAGACAGUUUUGUGGGAACACAUCAACAUUCCAACCAGUCUGUGUGGGUUGUAAUGCUGCCUGUUACAAUUGUACCGGAUCUGGACCAGAAAGGUGCAUUACCUGUGCAUCCAAUUAUUAUAUGUUCAACAAAAUUUGCCGCAUAUGUGAUGAUUCGUGUGAUGGUUGUACUGGAGCAGGACCAGAGAAAUGUAAAAAAUGCAAGAUAGCAUACUAUAAUGAGGAAGGAACUUGUAGGUCUUGCCCAGACGAUACAUUUGGUCAGAACUGUGAAAAUACGUGUCACUGCCUAAACGGACCCGACGACUGUGAUAGAGAGACGGGAAAAUGUGGUUCAUGGCAAUGUGAAUGGGGAUGGAAAGGUCCGCCUGAAUGCCAAACAGCUUGUGAACCAAAUUUCUUUGGUAUAAAUUGCAACAAAGAGUGUAAUUGUCCAGUGAAUGACACAUGUAGUUCAAUAAAUGGACGAUGUGCUUCAGGAAAUUGUCAUCCUGAAUAUGGUGGACCAGCUUGCCAGAUACAUUUACCAAAGCUAGUAGAGCAACCAAAAAUUACAAACAAUAAAUGCGGAAAUCUGACAUUGAGCUGGAUUGGAUGGGUGGAAGAUGUCGACAUUGGGAAAGGACCCAUAGCUCAGUAUCUUGUUUGGCAGGAAAAACUAAACUCCUCUUCUAGCUGGACUUUAAUCAGAAAUAUUUCUCAUACUGAUGCUACAUCUCAGUAUGCAUUCAAUCUUACAAACCUUGACCCUGAAGGAGAAUACAGAUUCCGAAUAGAUGUUCGUGCACAGGAUGGAGACAAACUAAUGGAAGAGAUAUCUAAAGGAUUUGUUACAGAUUACUAUAGUGUUGAAUGUUUCAAACCUACUACAUCGGCUCCAAAUGAUCAGUCAACUACUACUCCAUUCAAACCACCAGUAGGGUCCUUAUUCACAUCAUACAAAUUGUCAGUAGUGAAUGGAUUUGUGCAAGUUGAUUGGGCCAUCGAUAGUAACUACGAUGAUGUUGUUGACAGUCUUACUUUAUCGUUUGCCAUUAUAAAGUACGGUGAUUGCAAAUUGAAACUUAAUCCAGUGUAUAGCAGCCUACCACUGAGUAAUUCCACAAGCUAUACUUUAAACAGUUUAAUAAAAUGGAGAACUUAUAAUGUUCGGCUAGUUAUUACUUCAUCUCAGCAAAAUAUUUCUAAUGUCCAUAAACAAGUUGAAGGUGAAAUUACUACACCAGAGACAGAACCUUCUGGAUUUGUAAAUAACGUAUCAGAAAUUGCCAAGACAUCUAGCUCUUUUACUGUAAGUUGGAACGAUCCUGACUGUGAAGAAAGAGGAGGAGCAUUUCUACGUUAUGAUGUUGUUGUGUCAGGAUUCUCACAGAACUAUUCAACCACUGAUCGGUUUAAGAAAAUAUCCGGUUUACAGACGUAUACAGACUAUAAUGUACAGAUAUCAUAUGUCAAUAAUAUUGGUGCUGGACCUCUCUCUCCAAUGCAGUCGUUUAAAACAGGAGAAGGGCUGCCAGCUGCACCAACUGCCCUGAUGUUAACACCGUCAAUAAGAUCAGUAACUGUUAGUUUUUCAAUUCCUUCGCCUACAAACGGUAUUAUUAUUGCCUAUGAUAUAGCCUACAGUGAAGAGGCAAAUUUCAUAGAUAGAUUACAGAAACCAUCAGCAUUAACAAACGUCAUGUUGUCUGAUCUUUCUCCUGCAACUCUAUACUUUGUAAAGGUUCGAGCUAGAACAGCAGCAGGGUAUGGUAACUAUAGUUCCUUUUCAAGUACAAUAACUCAAGAAGACUUUCCAGAUGCGCCAACAUCUCUAGCUGUUACUACCAGAAAUGAGAGUUGUUUAGGAAUAUCAUGGAGGGCACCAAAUAUAACCAAUGGAAUUGUCACUUCUUAUAUAGUUAUCUUGAAACUGAAUGACAGUAUUUCCUACCAGGACACGAUGCAAGCCAGUAAAGAAUUGAAUACUACGACAGCAGGUAUUAUGAGAUCAGCACUUUUGUGUUUGCUAUAUCCCGGACGACGGUAUCAGAUCAAAGUAGCUGCAAAAACGAGCAGGGGAUUUGGUGAUCCUGAUCAUUUGUUUGAAUACACAGAACAAUCAACACCGAAUACACCACCAGCACCAAAGAAGAUUAGCUCUACUGCAACAACAAUUGUAGUGUCAAUCGAUCCAGUCAUAUUGACAACAGGACCACUUACUGCCUAUGUAAUAUAUGUUCAUGAUCUUACCGUUGGUUCUGGAAAACGGAAGCGGGCAACUGGAAAUCCACCGGGAGUUGAAACAGCAAUACUUUUACCAGAUGAAGUGUUGACGACGACUUUUUUCACAGUAGGGGAUGGAAAAAUAUAUAAUGGUAUUCAAAAUAACCCCUUGGUCUCUGGUCAUCAGUACGACGUUUAUUUACAAACAAGAAGUACCCUCCUCGGUGUAACAAAGUCAAGUUACAACCAAAUGGUACUUAAUCCCACUCCUUCUACGUCGGCUCCAAACACUGUGGUGACUGCCUCUGCUGAUUACACAGGUGUAAUAAUCGCCAUUAUUGUCAUUAUUAUCAUAAUUCUGAUAGCUAUUGUAGUGAUCUGUGUUCUGUAUUGGUAUAGAAGACGUAGAAGUUACGCACCCUAUGCAGCACAUGUCGACGACAAGGGUAAUUAUGAUUGUAUGUAUACUCAUGUGGAUGAUUAUGAUCCUCAUAAAUAUUGGAAUACUAUUUAUUCACACCGAGAAAGUCGAUACAUUAUUGCAGGACGGAACCUCAUACCUCCCGAUAGAAGUAAUUAUGAUAUGAAUGGUGUUGUUGAGUCAAAGAUGAAUCCACCAGUUACCUUUCAGCAAGAGUUUCAUGAUCUCCCUCAUGGACGUUUGGCAUCGUGGAAUGUUGCAUUGAAACAUCGAAAUCAGCGAAAGAAUAGAUUCCCACAUUUAUUACCGUAUGACCAUUCGCGUGUUAUUCUACGGGGGGAUGAAAACUCGAGAGAUGACUAUAUCAAUGCAAAUUUCAUUCAUGGAUAUCACAAACAGAAUGCAUAUAUUGCGGCACAAAGCCCUUUUGACGAGGAAACGGUUCUUGACUUUUGGAGAAUGAUUAAUCAAACAAAUGUUUCUGUUAUUGUAAUGAUCACUAAUAUCAUAGAGGACAAUAUCGUUAAAUGUACAAAAUAUUGGCCUGAUCAAGAUCAGGGAAAGGUAACAUACGGCCAUUUCUUUCUGGAGCUGAUCGAUACUCAAGAAUUUGCAUCAUAUGUAAUACGAACUAUGAAGUUUAAGUCGAACAGUACGUAUAGUUCCACUAGAGUUGUCCAUAUAUUUGAUUUUUGUUCUUGGCCAGAUCAUGGUGUUCCUGAUGAUCCUAUACCAUUGUUGGAAAUGAGGUUCAAGGUUAAAGAGUACAACAGUGAUACACCUGCAUCACCUUUGUUAGUUCAUUGUGGUACAGGAGUCGGGAGAACAGGAGCUUAUAUAGCCAUAGAUAGCCUUUUGGAACAGUAUGAUAGAGAAGGUCGUAUAAGUAUAUCAGCUUUCGUGAGGCGUUUGAGGAAGGAUCGGGUUCAAAUGGUCCGGACAAUAAAACAAUACAUAUUUAUUUAUGAUGCCAUAUUCGAAGCGAAACAUGCUGGCCAAACAAGAACAGGGCUUGAUUUGAAAGAAAAGUAUCAUCUGCUGACAAGGAAAAAUCCGAAAACGAAACACUCAUAUUUAAGAGAUCAGUUUGAAUGCUUGAGCAACUUUACACGCAAAUUACACUCUGCAAACUGUUCAGAUGCACUAUCUCAUAUUAAUUUAGAUAAAAACCGGUUUCCAGACGUCAUUCCGACAAAUAUGCACAGAGCCGUUUUGAGCACUCCUGGGGGCGUCGGAAGGACCGAUUAUAUUAAUGCAGUUUUACUAGAUAGUCACCGACAAAAAGACCAUUUCAUCGUUACACAGACACCAUUGCAUACAACUAUUAUAGAUUUCUGGAAACUGGUCUAUGAUUUUAAUGUCCACACCAUCGUCAUGAUGGAAAAUUAUAAACACGAGGAUGACACAUGUGCAGAAUAUUGGCCAGAGGAGAAGAAAAUGAAACAGUUUGAGCCUUUCUUCAUAGACAGUAUCGCUGUAUACCAGCAGGACAAUAUCACUAUUCGCCAUUUUAAAAUUCAUAGCAUGCUAAAUCCUAAAGUUCAGGCACGUGAGAUUCGUCAAUUUCAAUUUAACGCUUGCAACGACACAGACUUCGUACCAAAAUCAAAGUCCAUGUUUCUUGAUCUCUUUGACUUGGUUAAGGACUGGCAGAAUGUGUCAUGUGAAGAUGAUUGUCCAGUCAUUGUUCAUUGUAAGGAUGGGGCUACACACAGUGGAUUUUACGUUGCCAUCAGCAAUAUUUGCGACGCCAUGCUGCAUGAUGGCGAUGUUGAUGUAUAUCAUACUGUAAGGCGGGUUAAAAAGAGAAGAACGCAAAUUGUAGACCUCGUGGAACAAUACCGGUUUUGUUACAAGGUAUUAUGGGACUACAUGAACAUGCGACUUCCAGGAGGAACACUGACCAAUAUGAUGGACCAUACUCAAGCAGAUAAAUUGUACAAUGUUGGUAGUUUAAGUCUACCGUCCUACACGUCUCACUUGGAGUACUCACAGUUUGACUACAGUUGAAGACAAAUAUUGAUUAAUAUAUGUAUGCUUUUUAUUUUAAUAUGCGAACAUAUAGCAAUUGAAAAGCCAUUGAAAAUUAAAUUAGUCCAAUAUUAUCCAUAUAGGUUGUUCCAUUUUUUAAGUGGAUAGUUAAAAAUUUUAUCAAUAUAAGCCGAAGAUUUAAAAGAUAUAUUGAUAUUAUAAGUUAUAAGCCACAUAGAGACUACAAUUUUCAUAAAGAUGUCUUUGGGGUGGGUUUCUUUCAAAGAAUUUGAAAUGGUUAUUUUAUAUUUUAUAAAUCUUAGAGGUGAACAAAAUUAAUAUAUCAAACAAAUUUUUCAAUGGUGAUUUUUCGUAAUACUAGUGAUUUGCUUUUUUCGGUUUUUAUUAUGUAGAUGCAUAUGUGUUACUUAUGUUUAAAAUCACGUGAAUAUUUAAAAUACACUUAUGGUAGAAGUUACUUAUUUUUAUAGAUGUUGAUUGUCUCUAUACCUAUAUAGAACCAGUGAGAUUUUUUUUUUACUAUGUAAAGAGACCGAUGUGCUUUAAAUAUUAGUAAGUGCCAUACUUUUAUUAUGAUGAACGGAUACUAGUAUUCACUGAAACCAAACAAAUACACAGAUACGUGUGCUCUUCAAGAUAGGUUACAAUAUGAAAUCGUCUAGGAACUUAUUGAUUUCAAAGCAGACUGUACAGGUGACUACUUUCUAUGAAAGGAAAGGGCCGCUGGAAAGUUCACAUUUUAAUGCUUCAUAAUCACGCGAACGGUGCAAUAUAAAUAAGAUGAUAUUAAGUCUUACUUGUACUUGUAAAGAACAUACAACUAAAUUAGAUGUUCAUAUGUAUAAUGAUAUAUGUUAAGAUUAAUUAAAAUCGUAUUUGACACUUUUAAUCUUUUUUUUUAAAACUUAUCCGAUUAUCGUAGAAAUUCAGUUUGAAAAUAAUAACAAAGGGGUGCUAUAAUUGAACAGACUUCUGAUCGUGCAAUCAUGGAUAAUGGUAAAAUGUUACUUUAAAUGACAACAGUGUUUGGUAUAAUAAUUACAAAAUGACUAUGUUAAUGUAAAAUUUACUCGGUUAGUCAACCAAGUCUGUCUUAACGUCUCUUUUGUUUCAACUACUAUAGUAUAAUAAAAAAAAAAGCUAAGAUGUUUGUAAAAUAAGAAUAAGGAGAUGUGAUAUGAUUGCCAUUGUAACAACUAUCCACCAGUGACCACAGCACGAGGGUGUUAACAACUAUAGGUCACCGUACAGCUUUAAACAAUGGACAAAAUAUUGUCUCUUAUAGGUAGUAUAUUCUUCUUACAAACUGUUAACCAUUUUCGUUUUCCUAUUUUGUCUUUAUUUAAUGUUUUAUUUUCCUAUAGAAUGUCAAUUGUCAUUGAGACCAAAUUGUUGAUUAUACUUAUAUAUGACUGGCCUGUGUUAACGUGACAUUAUUAAGAAGCUGAGGUUCUUACCUCCUCAAGUUGACCUCAGGUUCUUACCUCCUCAAGUUGACCUUAGGUGAUUUUUGCCUAUUCUCUUCGAGUCCCUUUUGGUCACAUAGCUCCUCGUGUAUUUUUAAAAGUACUUCCACACACACACCUUUCUUUUCUUUUCUUUCUUUUUCUUUUUCUUUUUUUUUUUAGGUUUGAGCGUUCCUAAUGAAGGUAAAAUGUAAAAAUCGUUUCGAACCGCACCAUAUAUGGAGUAUUAUUUUCAUUUUUAUCAUCUCCAAUCCAAAUGGCUAAGCAAGUUUUUAUUUGGUUUUAAAAAGUCCAAAACUUUCAACAUUUGUUUUAAGUUUGAAAUCCCAAAGUUUUUUGGCUUCGACCAUCCACUGAAGCGAUUUAUUGUUGUAUAACGCUUAUCGGUUUUAUAAGAGUACCAUUGUUAUCAUCAGUAUCUUUAUAUUUUGUCACGGAAAAUCUCUUUUUCUUCUAUGGUGUUUAAAGGCAAAGUUUGUGUAUACUAAGAUGUCAAAAUAUUUCCUUAAAUUGAUUCUGUAAUAAAAUUAUAUCAAAAUAUUUGGGUUACUUAUUUUACUGGGUUUAUAUGUGAAUUGUCUCUUUUUGUUUCAUAUAUAUUUAUAUAUAUAGACACAUUGUAAUGAAUACAAGUUAUUGUUAGAUUGCCAUACUAUUGUGACUGAUAUUUUGGACAUAGCUGACGUUACAAUUAUUAAUUAAAUUUUAUUUAAAUAAAAUUUAAUUAAUAAUUGUAACGUCAGCUAUGUCCAAAAUAUGAAUAUGAUUGUCGUUAGUUAGUAGAUGACCAAUAUAUCUUAUAAAUUUAUGAUUGGUAUUUAUAAAUUAUUUACAAAUGUA
This is a messenger RNA of Mytilus californianus (California mussel), 7270 nucleotides long. RefSeq names its product receptor-type tyrosine-protein phosphatase kappa-like. The record is from RefSeq and is a predicted model, not a curated record. Gene Ontology annotation, molecular function: protein binding; protein tyrosine phosphatase activity. Lineage: Eukaryota; Metazoa; Mollusca; Bivalvia; Mytilida; Mytilidae. Bases 249 to 4982 code for a protein of 1577 amino acids. The transcript is spliced from 18 exons. Gene Ontology annotation, biological process: protein dephosphorylation.